AUGGCCACCCUAACUCUCGCCCGCCCUGCCCCUGCGAUUACCUGUGCAGGAACUCGGGAGCCGCGUGGCCAAGGCCGGUCCCCGCGCGGGCUGCAGGGCUGGGUCACGCGUGCGGCGGGCGGGGCAGCAGGCUCAGCGCGCCCGGGCGCUGCUCCCCGCGGGGCCGCCCCGCCCGGGGGCUGCUCCCCACGGCCCGCGACCCCGGCCGGAGCGCGGCUCCCCCGCCUUCAGGCCCGGGAUCCGGCCGGGAGAGGCGCGGGGCUGUCCCUCAGCAUCCACAGGCACCCGGCCGCAGGAAGGAGGCGGCGGCGGCGGCUGGAAAAUUCGGGGGAACCCGCCCCUGGGGCCGGGGCCGGCGCGGAGGGACCCCUCCCUCUCGGCCCCGCUGUAAUCGCGGGGGCGGCGCGGCUAGGGGCGCACCCGGGGCCCUUCCCGGCGGGGGCGCGGGCCGAGGCCGGGGAAGCCCGCCAGCAUCCUCUGGCCCGCCCGCCCGUCCGCGCGCCGAGCCGAGCUGAGCCGAGUCCGGGCGCGGCGCACGGCACAACCUGUGCAGACAGCACACAGUGGAUGCUCAGCCAGGUCAGCCAUCAGGAAAGACCAGAGGAGCCACCCAGCCUGUGCCCUCAGAACACCUGCCAGCUCUGCCAGGACACCAGGUCCACGGACAAGACAGACCCUCAGUUGUGCGCAUCCAGAGGGGUGCUGGAGAUGUCCGAGGUCCACACUGUUGCUUGGACCACCCUGCUGCUCCCCCUAUUUCAGCCACACUGAGCUCCUCACAGUUCUGAACACACUUUUCAUCCCCUUAUCACUUUGCAUAUGCCAUUCCCUGUGCCCAGAACUCCCUUCCCCUCUGUCAUCAUCCACCUGACAAACUGCUACUCAGCCUCACAGAACCCCUUCCCAUGUCACCUGCUCUGUGAGGUCUUCUGUAAUCCCCAGGUGGGGGCAGCACCUUGGGACCCUGCUGUGAGGACAGCCUGCUCGCCUGCCCCCUCAACCUUGUGUCCAUCAAAGUGGACAGUGUUCUCAGCAGCCCCUUCCCUUCUCUGUUGUCUGCAUACAGUGUUCUGCCUGAAACAGUAGUGUAGGAUUGUUUGUAAGUCUUGUUUCUCCUCCAUUGAAUGUGAGUUCCCUUGGAAAAAGGAUCCUGUUUGUCUCAUUUUAUUUCGACUGCUGAUUCCCCUGUGCUCAGCACCAAAUUGGCACACAGUAAGUGUAUACUCCUUUUCUAUACCUCCCAUAACA
Messenger RNA from Manis pentadactyla (Chinese pangolin), 1248 nucleotides. Its product is annotated as circumsporozoite protein. Bases 1 to 771 code for a protein of 256 amino acids. The transcript is spliced from 4 exons. NCBI's taxonomy places the organism in Eukaryota, Metazoa, Chordata, Mammalia, Pholidota, Manidae. The record is from RefSeq and is a predicted model, not a curated record.